CCCAGAGCUGGGUGCAGCACUGCAGGUGGGGUCCCACCAGAGCAGAAGGGCAGAAUCCCCUCCCUCACCCUGCUGUCCAUGCAGCUUUGGAUACAGCCCAGGACAUGGCUUUCUGUGCUGUGAGUGCACAUCACUGGGUCAUGUCCAGCCUCUUGUCCACCUCCAUGCCAAGUCCUUUUCGGCAGGGCUGCUCUCCAUUUGUUCAUCCUUCAGCCUGGAUUUAUGCUUGGGAUUGCCCUGACCCAGGUGCAGCGCCUUGUACUUGCCCUUGUUGAAUUUCUUGAGCUUUGCAUGGACCCACCCCUCAAGGCGGUCGAAGUCCCUCUGGAUGGCAUCCCUUUCCUCCAGUGUGUUGACUGCACCAGCUUGCUGACGGUGCCCUUGAUCCCAGUCCGUGUCACUGACAAAACAUAAAGGGGUUGCUGUUCAUUCUGUUGGAUUGAAAGUGCUCUGGGGUAUUUACUCAGAUAUGCCCUACUCCCACACAGAAUAAUUUAGAGAUUGGUAAAUUUUCCUCCUUAAGAUCACACCACUGAGUUACCUAACAGUGAUGCUUAAGAGCAGUGUUUGUAAUGAUUUCUUGGCAUUUCCAGCAGGUUCUGCAGCCUCUGUCCCUCUGUAGUGCAAGUGCCUAUGAAGGCCUGCUAACAUUGUUGUGUAGUACCAUUCACUCUGUGCAUUUGUCCACAGUGGUGUUUCUGUAGCAUUUUCAGAGCACAUGGGUGAUAAUUCUAACACAGAAGAUAAUUUAGCAGUGUGUUGGCUGGCAAUGAAAGCUAGAACAGGUCAUUUACACCUCUGCAAGGGCUUGAAUCCAGCAUUGCAUGUUCUACUUUGAAUUCACAUCAUUUUAAGCUCCCAAAGUGAUCAUGACUAACUACUUAACACUUUUUUUUUUCCUUUUUUUAAUCCAUUUGAAUUCUGAGCAUCAGUUUCCUUCCUGGGACUGUUUUUUGAUUCCUGGAUGACCCAGGUGCUUCAUGAAUGGAGGUUACUGGUGUUUGUCCAUCUGGUACAGCCACAAGUCAAGGACAGUCCCUGGUGCUGCCCACUCAUUUCAACAAACAUUUUCUGCUGCUGCUGUAAAGGCAUGGAGACAUCCAAUGCUUCUGGCUACAGAAGAGAAUGGAUGGAAGGACAGUGUGAGGACAGUGAUCCCAGAAAGACGACUGCAGAAGGCAGCAGACAUACAUCUGACACCUCACAGCAGCCAUCAGUCUAUGGAGGGCAGACUUCAAUCCCGAAGGAAAGGUCUGAAAUGAUGAAAGAGAUGGAUGAAAAAAUAAGGAAGGAAAUGUUUGAAAGGAUGAAAGAGAUGGACAACAAAAUAAGGAAGGAAAUGUUCGAAAGUAUGAAAGAGAUGGACGACAAAAUAAGGAAGGAAAUGUUCAAAAGGAUGAAAGAGAUGGACGACAAAAUAAGGAAGGAAAUGUUCCAAAUGACAAAAAAGAUGGACAACGAGAAAAUAACUUUGACUGACCCUAUUAAUACACCACUACACCUUCCAGAUAGUUACAGCAGAGCAUUUCCUGGAAGGGCAAUCCAAAUACAGCAGCAGAAGGAAGAGGAAUAUGAGGUGCUGAAAGAGAAGAACAAAAAUCUGGAGUCAAGAUACCAAGAGCUCUUGGCUAAAACGAUGAGCAUGCACCAACACUCUGAGGACAUCAAUGACCCUUUGCGUUUGUCUGCUGUGCUGGAGAGGUAUGAGAUGCUCCAACUACAGCAAUGGGAGAAAGUCAGGAGCUCCAUGCCCUGCCGUUGGACGUAUGAGCAAGGCCGUCGCAUCAUUAAGAAGCUGUUUGAUGCCUGUGAGAAAGAUAUACAACAGAGAACAGAUGACAUACUUAAAGCUCUUGACAUUCCACUUUGGAAUAAGGCUUUGACUGAGGAGACGAUGCGAGAAAUAAGGAAGCUCUUUCGGCAACCCUAUUACCAAAACUACCCAAAGGUUCACUCCGAGAUUGUUCAAGAAGCUGCCAUUCUCACAGGAACUGAAAAUCAAACUGAAAGUCAGUUCCUGCUGCAGUGCUGCCAAAUUUAUUGUUUGCUGCUUCUUCAGGAUCCACCAGUUAAAGCUGAGUGGAAGAUGAACAGAAGGUAUUUAGAGCAUGUGGACAAGAAAGAUCCAGUGUACUGGAAAAACCCAUCACUUCUGUGGCCCAUAAUGAAACAUGGAGAGGAUGUUGUUGUGAAAGGUGUAGUCUGGGAUCAAAGGAGAAUGACUUGAGAGUCUGGGUAAUUGCUAACUUAGCCAGAAGAUGACACAGCUGCUUUGCAAUACUCUGCUUUUCCUUCUCCCAUGAAUUUCCUGCUUUUCAGAGCUAGUAAGUUAAGACAUUCCCCACUUGGGACACCUAGGAUAAAUCAUUAUUAAUAAACAUGUAUUAAAAAUUGAAGCUACUCCAAUUGUCUCCUCACAAAGGCCACCUGCCUGUUCACACUCAGCUGCUUUCCCAUGUCUGUACAAUUUACCUCUCCCGAAGCCCUUCAGCUACUCACCUGCCACAGCUCUGGACCAAAGAGCUCUAAAAGUUUUAUUCCAUGGCAUAAGGGGGAUGCAGUGAGGCAAAUGCGUGUUCAUGUGACUUCGUGUGACACAGUAUUCUGUGAGCAACUUGAGAAUUACCAAAUAAAAAAAGACUUUAAAUUCUG
This is a messenger RNA of Corvus hawaiiensis (hawaiian crow), 2652 nucleotides long. RefSeq lists its product as uncharacterized. NCBI's taxonomy places the organism in Eukaryota, Metazoa, Chordata, Aves, Passeriformes, Corvidae. The record is from RefSeq and is a predicted model, not a curated record. The coding region runs from base 965 to 2227 and encodes 420 amino acids. The transcript is spliced from 9 exons.